CAUUCAAUCGCUGAGAGACUCAGAUUUUGCCACUUAUAUAAUGAUUGUUGGUUGCACUGCGUAUUUGAGUGUAGAUGGCGGAAUUUGUUUUGUAUUCGGCUGCAAUAUCAGUGCAAUACUCACUGUAAUUGUCAACGAGGAUGUCCAACCUACUAAUAACAUUAAGUUGGUUUCUCCAAUAUCGCAACUUAAAAAUCAAUUCUACUACUACGAUCCAUAA
Molecule: messenger RNA, 220 nt
Organism: Acaulospora morrowiae
Lineage: Eukaryota; Fungi; Glomeromycota; Glomeromycetes; Diversisporales; Acaulosporaceae
Source: the annotation of a GenBank genome assembly